This is a messenger RNA of Orycteropus afer afer, 2757 nucleotides long. It is a transcript of the gene ADAM19, whose product is annotated as ADAM metallopeptidase domain 19. The record is from RefSeq and is a predicted model, not a curated record. Lineage: Eukaryota; Metazoa; Chordata; Mammalia; Tubulidentata; Orycteropodidae. Gene Ontology annotation, molecular function: metalloendopeptidase activity. Gene Ontology annotation, biological process: membrane protein ectodomain proteolysis. Bases 1 to 2757 code for a protein of 918 amino acids. The transcript is spliced from 23 exons.
AUGCCCGGGGGCGCAGGCGCUGCCCGGCUUUGCCUGCUGGUGCUCGCCCUGCAGCUGCUCCAUCCGCGGACAGCGCGGGCGCCAGGAUGGACGAGAAGAAGUGAGGAAGGCAGCCCGCAGCUACAGCAUGAACUGAUAAUACCUCAGUGGAAGACUACAGAAAGCCUCAUAAGGGAAAAGCAUCCACUCAAAGCCGAGCUCAGGGUAAUGGUGGAGGGGAGAGAACUGAUCCUGGACCUGGAGAAGAAUGAGGACCUUUUUGCUCCAGCCUACACAGAAACCCACUAUACUCCAAGUGGAAGCCCUCAAACCACCACACGGAAGUCUGAGGAUCAUUGCUUUUACCAUGGGACAGUGAGGAAAGCAGAAGAGUCUAGUGUCACACUCAGCACCUGCCGAGGAAUUAGAGGACUGAUUAUGGUGAACAGUAACCUCAGCUACAUCAUUGAGCCGCUCCCUGACAGUGAGAGCCAACACCUUAUUUACAGAUCAGAACAUCUCAAGUUGCGCCCUGGGAACUGUGGUUUCCAGCACUCCAUGCCCACCACCAGAGACUGGGUCCUUCAGUUUACAAACCAGACCAAGAAGCGACCACCCAGGAUGAAAAGGGAAGAUUUACACUCCAUGAAGUAUGUGGAACUUUACCUCGUGGCUGAUUAUGCAGAGUUUCAGAAGAAUCGACGAGACCCAGAAGCCACCAAACACAAGCUCAUGGAGAUCGCCAAUUAUGUUGAUAAGUUCUACCGAUCCUUGAACAUCCGGAUUGCCCUCGUGGGCUUGGAAGUGUGGACUCAUGGGAAUAUGUGUGAAGUUUCAGAGAAUCCGUAUUCUACCCUCUGGUCAUUUCUUAGCUGGAGGCGCAAGCUACUCGCCCAGAAGAAGCAUGACAAUGCACAAUUAAUCACGGGCAUGUCCUUCCAUGGUACCACCAUCGGCCUGGCCCCCCUCAUGGCCAUGUGCUCUGUGUACCAAUCUGGAGGUGUCAACAUGGACCACUCCGAGAAUGCCAUUGGUGCAGCUGCCACCAUGGCCCAUGAGAUGGGCCACAACUUUGGCAUGAGCCAUGAUUCUGCAGAUUGCUGCUCUGCCAGUGCGGCUGAUGGUGGGUGCAUCAUGGCUGCUGCCACAGGGCACCCUUUUCCCAGAGUGUUCAAUGGAUGCAACAGGAAAGAGUUGGACAGGUAUCUGCAGUCAGGUGGUGGAAUGUGUCUCUCCAACAUGCCAGACACCAGGACACUCUAUGGAGGCCAGAGGUGUGGGAAUGGAUACCUGGAAGAUGGAGAAGAGUGUGACUGUGGGGAAGAAGAGGAAUGUAAUAACCCCUGCUGUAAUGCUUCCAAUUGUACCCUGAGGGAAGGGGCAGAGUGUGCUCAUGGCUCCUGCUGUCACCAGUGUAAGCUGCUGGCCCCUGGUACCCUGUGUCGUGAGCAGGCACGGCAAUGUGACCUCCCCGAGUUCUGCACUGGCAAGUCUCCCCACUGCCCCACCAACUUCUACCAGAUGGAUGGCACACCGUGUGAGGGUGGCCAGGCCUACUGCUACAAUGGCAUGUGCCUUACCUACCAGGAGCAGUGCCAGCAACUGUGGGGCCCUGGAGCUCGUCCUGCACCUGAUCUCUGCUUCGAGAAGGUGAAUGUAGCAGGAGACACCUUUGGAAACUGUGGGAAGGACAUGAAUGGUGAACACAAGAAGUGUAACAUGAGAGAUGCCAAGUGUGGGAAGAUCCAGUGUCAGAGUUCUGAGGCCCGGCCCCUGGAGUCUAACGCAGUGCCUAUUGACACCACUAUCAUUGUGAACGGACGGCAGAUCCAAUGCCGGGGUACCCACGUCUACCGAGGUCCUGAGGAGGAGGGUGACAUGCUGGACCCAGGCCUGGUGAUGACUGGGACCAAGUGCGGCUACAACCAUAUUUGCUUUGAGGGGCAGUGCAGGAACACCUCCUUCUUUGAAACCGAAGGCUGCGGGAAGAAGUGCAACGGUCAUGGGGUCUGCAACAACAACCAGAACUGCCACUGCUUUAGGGGCUGGGCCCCACCCUUCUGCACGACAUCAGGCCUGGGGGGCAGCAUUGACAGUGGACCCAUGCCCCCCGAAAGUGUUGGUCCUGUGGUAGCAGGAGUGUUGGCAGCCAUCUUUGUGCUGGUGGUCCUGAUGCUGAUGUACUACUGCUGUAAACAGAACAACAAACUGGGCCAACUCAAGCCUUCAGCCUUCCCAUCCAAGUUGAGGCAGCACUUCAGUUGUCCCUUCAGGGUGUCUCAGAACAGUGGAACUGGCCACGCCAACCCAACCUUCAAGUUGCAGACGCCCCAGGGUAAGCGAAAGGUGACCAACACCCCUGAAACCCCUCGGAAGCCCUCCCAGCCUCCUCCCCGGCCUCCUCCCGACUACCUGCAUGUUGGGUCCCCACCUGCAUCAUUGCCAGUGCACCUCAGCAGGGCUAUUAGGAACACCCCAGGGACCAGGACUCAAAUAGAGAGAAAGGAGUCAUCCAGAAGGCCUCCCCCAAGCCGGCCAGUGCCCCCUGCUCCAAAUUACAUCCUCUCCCAGGAUUUCUCCAGGCCUCGACCACCCCAGAAAGCACUGCCAGCUAACCCAGUGCCAGGCCGCAAGACCCUCCCAAGGCAAGGCGGCACAUCUGCACUGCUGCCCUCUGCUGCUGGCCCUCAGCAGGCUCGGCCGCUGGCAGUGCCUGCCCCAAAGUUUCCUGAAUACAGAUCGCAGAGAGCUGGGGGAAUGACUAGCUCAAAAAUCUAG